Nerophis ophidion (straightnose pipefish) is the source of this 5846-nucleotide messenger RNA. It is a transcript of the gene tjap1, whose product is annotated as tight junction associated protein 1 (peripheral). The coding region runs from base 514 to 2625 and encodes 703 amino acids. The record is from RefSeq and is a predicted model, not a curated record. Gene Ontology annotation, cellular component: trans-Golgi network. NCBI's taxonomy places the organism in Eukaryota, Metazoa, Chordata, Actinopteri, Syngnathiformes, Syngnathidae. Gene Ontology annotation, biological process: Golgi organization. The transcript is spliced from 9 exons.
AAACAAACCGCCAACACGCCUCCAACUCCCCUCCCGACACUCCUCGCUGCCUGCAAAGCGCGGCGCGGCAUCGGCUCGCCACAAGGCGCCCCCAACACGUCGCCCUCGCCGUCCGACAGCGAGCUGGAAGUCUCCAGCCUGUCCAGUUUGGAGUUUUGUAUUCCUCCCCCUCGGCGCUUCAGCGUUCGCCGCCGCCCUGUGAGCGGCGACGACGCACCGGUUGAGUGUCUGCCCACUCAGCAGGGCGCCAGAAGACGGCGUGUGGACGCUCAAAACCGGAGUAGAGCGCCUGAUCCCCCGAAGAGCAUCCUGAAGAAGCGCGCGUCUCUGGGGGUGACGCACGCCUACGAUGCCAUCAGGAAGUCCAAGUCCGUAGAAUUGUUGGACGGCGGCGCGGGGCGAGGGAGCGGCGCUCGUCCAGCCCGCCCUCCCUCCCCCGGCGUGCGGCGCUGCUCCAGCGUGCGGCGCUCCUCCAGCCCGCCCUCCCCCUGCGCCAAGCAGCUGAAGUGGAAGAUGCACUUCCUGGAAGAGAAGCUUCGCUUCUCCAGCUUCCUGGAUGAAAUCACCUGCCGGGUCAUGAGCCCCGCCCACCUCACCAUGCUCGGCAGGGAGGCCUCCAGAGCGCCGCGAAGUCCCGCCCCCGGCCACCACGGCCGACCCCAGAAGAAGCGGUCACCGACGGAGGGAAAGUCGUCGGGCCGCAGCGAGCGUUGGGACGGCUGGGUCGCGGCUCUGCAGUGCUCCGAGCGCUUCAAGCCCCCGCAGGACGGCGAGCCGGGCAGGGAGACCCCAGAGCCCAGGGAAGCCAUCACAAAGGGGGCGGGGCUUCUAGAUGAAGUAUCGAAGGUAAAUAAAAGAGAAAAGUUGGAUUGUCAACAAACAGACGACGCGCACAAACAUGGACUUCCUCUUACUAAACAAGAAGUAGUGUCGCGUGUCAAGGACCUUCUAUCCGAUUCCGACCGCAUCAGAAUUCUUCAGCAGCAGAAUGAGGAUCUGCGACGGCGCCUUUCUCUCUCAACUCACAAGAUGGAGGCCAUGGAGGCGGAGUUUGAUGGCGGCCGCCAUUACAUGGAGGCGGAGCUAAGUCGAACCAGAGAUGAUCUUGACAAGAUGAGGGACAAGUUUCGCCGACUCCAGAACAGCUACACGGCGUCUCAGCGGGCCAAUCAGGACUUGGAAGAGAAGCUUCACGCUCUGGCUGCUGUCAGCCAGACCUGGGUCCAUGCACUGCGCAAGGUGGAACGGGACAAGAAGACGAUGGACCAGGAGAUCGUGGAGCUCACCAACAAGUUGCUGGAGGCCAAGAACACAAUCGACCGCCUGGAGGAGCUAAACGAACGCUACCGGCAGGACUGCAACCUCGCCGUGCAGCUGCUCAAGUGCAACAAGUCCCAUUUUAGGAACCACAAGUUUGCUGACCUGCCGUCGGAGCUGCAGGACAUGUUGAGCAAGCACAUGAAGAGCAGCUUCCCAGAGCGAAGCCCCGCCCCCUCCGGCCAGGACCCCGACACGCUGAGCUUGACGCCGUCCGACGUGGUCCCCACCUCCGUCAUCGCUCGCGUCCUGGAAAAACCCGAGCCGCUGCUCCUGAACUCAGCCCAGUCCAGCAGCUGCGGCUGGCCUGUGGCCGAGGACGUCUUCGUGCACGUGGACAUGACGGGGGGCUCGCAGGCGGCGCCCGCCGAGGAGCGAGGGUGCGACGAGGACGGCGCCGAGGACGUGGCCACGCUCAACGGCUCGUGCCGGAGCCAGAGCAGCCUGGACGCCGGCGAGGAGACAGGGGGCCGGGCGCCGUCUUUCGACAAGCUCAACCCGUACCCUCCCCCGCCGCCGCCCAACCCGAUGUACCCGGGGCGCAAGGUCAUUGAAUUCUCCUCCGACGACAAAGUGAAAAUCCCCAAGAACAGCCCGCUGCCCAACUGCACGUACGCCACCCGCCAGGCCAUCUCGCUCAGCCUGGUGCAGAACGACGAGCCGCCUUCUGGCAGCCCCGCCCUCUUACGCGGUGGUGCGGGGAUCCACCCUCUGCGGCAGGACGCCGGCGUGGAGUUGACGUCCAAUCAGUCCAGCCCCUUCAGCAGCCCCCCGCAGGCGCCAAGCGUACUCACCAGCUCUGGCAGCUCCGAGGAGGACCUUCUGGCCAACUGGCAGCGCAUGUUCGUGGACAAGAUGGCCGCUCCGCCGCAGCAGCAGGCAGCGGGUGGAGCAUCCUCGUCGGAGCGCCACCGAGCGGCGUACUCCGACGGCGAGGAGGGCUCCUCGGCACACAGCUGGACUCCGAGCCGCGGCUCCAGCCUGGACACGGACACCGACACGGAGCCACGCCCCUACGGCGCGGGCCAAUACGGAGGCAGCGGCGACUCUGUGGACGCCGGCGAGCGGCUGCUGAUGAAGCUGGACGAAGACGGCGGCAGCGGGGACACGGCGCUCACCAUGACAACGUGCCACGCCGACGCUCCCGGAGAAGAGGAGCAGGAAGUCCCGCCCCGCCUCCUGGACUUUGACCCCACCUUCGCUGCGGCGGCGCUGCCGCGACCUCACAGGAGCCCCAAGAGGAUGGGCGUACACCACCUGCACCGCAAAGAUGGCCUGAGCCACGCCCACCAGCACCUGAUGGACUGAAACCCCGCCCACCCAGGUCUGACACCACACCCACCCAGGAUACAGCCAUACACGCACUUUCCGUGCCUACCAUCUGCGCUACGACGUCAGGUCGAAGGUCAGACAGAAUCAUCAUCCACUGUGGGGGCGGGGCUAUCGUUUUUUUAUUCAAUUGCUUUAUCUGGAGGAGGAAAACCAACUUUCGAAUGUGGAUGCAUCAUUUUUAGUUUUACUCCUUAUCAGGUGAAAAUGUGCAUUAGCAGGUUAGCACGCUAGCAGCUGCGGGGGUGUAUGUUUGGGGCACCUAACAAUUCCAUCCGAUUCUUAGGUAGACUAUUCCAUUCAGAAUCGAUUCAAACAAUGUGUUUUUCUGGGGUGUCCAAACUACGGCCCACUUUCGUGUUCAUUUUGGCCCGUGAUAGGUCUCACGUUUAUUUCGGAAUCUGGCCCGUGGGCUGCCUCCGACUUAAUUUCAAACAUCUGACAAUAUAAUUGCUUCAACUGUGCCACUAUCUUGGAGACUACGUGAGUAGCUCAUGUUAAUGACCAUGAAUUGCUCUCUGAAGUGUACGUAGCACAGUAUUUUUAUAUAUGACCCAAUCCAAACAACCAUUACCACUCACGAUGCAAAAAGUCAACAAACAUGGUCACACACAACACAACCUGCUCACUGAACUUUGUGGAUAUUAUAAAAAAUGUCCAUGAUACAACACGUAAUUCAAAAUUAGACUUAAACUUCCUUUUAUUGUCAUUCAAAUUUGAACUUUACAGUACAUAGAAGAACAAAAUUUUGUUGCAUUAACUCUUGGUAGUGCAGGAUAAAAGAACAAUAAGGUGCAUAUAUAAAUAAAUAGAUUACUGUACAGAUAAAUAUAUUGCACUUUUGCAUAUGCAUCCACCAAUUCGAAUCCACUGCAAUGCAUGAUGGGAAAAUGCAAAACACACUCCACACUUAUCCAUUUUUGGCGCAUUUGAGCUGCUUGAUAUUUUUGAUUGAUGAUAAAACUUUAAGAAGGUCGUCAUGGAAGUAAACACGGUAGCAGUCAAACUUUCACAUACUCUUAAUAUCCAGUUAUAUUAUUAAUUAUAUAUCCAUCAUAUUAACAUAACGUGUUUAUAUAUGUGUAUGUAUGUAUAUAGUUGCGUGUAUAUAUGCGCGUAUACGUACGUAUGUAUGUAUAUGUAUGCGACAUGUGUGUAUAUAUAUACAUAUAUACGUAUGUAUAUAUGCGCGUACAUAUGUAUGUAUAUGUACGUGUAUGUAUGCGUACUUAUAUAUUUACGUAUAUAUGUAUAUAGUACAUAUAUAUAUAUAUAUAUAUAUAUAUAUAUAUAUAUAUAGUAUACGCGACCCCAAAGGGAAUAAGCGGUAGAAAAUGGAUGGAUGGAUGUAUACAGUGUGUAUAUAUGUAUAUAGUACAUAUAUAAAUAUUUAUAUAGUAUAUAUAUGUAUAUACUACAUAUAUAAAUAUGUUUACACACGUGUGUAUACAUACAUAUACAAAUAUAUGUAUACAUAUGCAUGUAUACAAAUAUACGCAUACAUAUAUGCACAUAUAUGUAUUUAUAUAUACAUAUAUACACAUAUAUAUGAUAUAUAUGUAUACUAUAUACAUAUAUAUUCACACUAUAUACAUAUAUGUAUGUGUGUAUAUAUAUAUAUAUAUAUAUAUAUAUAUAUAUAUAUAUAUAUAUAUAUAUAUGUGUAUAUAUAUAUAUAUAUAUAUAUAUAUAUAUAUAUAUAUAUAUAUAUAUAUAUAUAUAUAUAUAUAUUGGCCAAUUUUAUUUAAUUAUUUUUAGCACAAUCUAUCCCCCAAAUCAAAAAGUUUGGACACCCCUGUAUUAUUUGCUGUAAUAAUUAUAAUGAAACAUUUUUAAAACAGGUUCCAACUUAUAAAAGCUCAUUCUGCUCGCAUGGUGAUGUUCUAAAAACGUACUUUUUAAAAUUGAUUCCAACAUUUUUUUUAUGUUGACUUUUGAAAACGAAGAAUCGAUUUUGAACUAGAAUGAAUAAGAAUCGCGAUUCGGAUGCAAAUCUUUUAAUCUUUUGUUUUAUUUUUUCCAGCACCCUUACCAACAGCACGUUAGCACUAGUUUCUUCUUCCAGAUGAUUGUCUUUUAUUGUUGUUGGCGAAGGUAACAAUGAGAAUGUGACCAGCGCAGAAUGACGCUCACCGAGAACACUGAUUGAUUGACACCACGUCUGUCUUAUUCGUCCAGUAUUGAUCACCUCUAAUGUCCAGUAUUGAUCACCUCUGAUGUGUAGUAUUGAUCAUUUCUGAUUAUUCAGUCAAAUCAGAAUCAGGUCAAAUUCAGCUGAUAGGGACGAACACAUGAAUGCGUUUAUGGAAAAAAAAAAAAAAAUUCUCGUUAGAUGAUGCGGUCCCUGACUGAGCGGCUGUUGCAUUGUGGGACGCCGUCUACUUUGGUUGCGUCAGCCAUGUUCAUUGCAAAGAUUUUCAAGUUGGAAAAAGGGCUGCUAACAAAAUAAAAGCCUCCCUGGCUGCUCGCUGCAAGAGCGCCCAAAGGCAGCGCGGUCUUCCAAAGGCAGCGCGGUCUUCCUUGCCUUCAUCAUUUCAAUAUUUCAGAUGAAGCAGUUGGAGUAAAAAUAGAUUUUACCUUCUGCAUCUUUAAUGAGUCAUCACCUCUCGUCAUCUUUUCUCUUUUCUCUCAGGGCGCUUCUUGUCUUUGUCUCUACUUUUUCCUAAAUGCCCUAAAGGAUAUUUGUAAAAUUCCAUUGACUAAUCAUUUGGAUUGCGAACUUUCAUUUUGAAGUUGCCUGCCAUGUCCCACAAUGCAUCAGGACAGCUGCUCACAGGAAGCGCCUGUCACCGUUUUGUUUACACAAGAAGGUAAUCAUUAAAGUCAGUGUUUUACUUUUUGCUAGAUUAUCUUCACCUCGUUUUCAGAAUCCAAGCUAGCUGCUAAUUAGCGUUUGUUGUGUUUACUUAGCAAACUUGUGCUAGCACGUGUUCGCCUGGCGUGACAACACAACACAACAUGGCUGCCAGGGGAGCGCAGUUAAGUGACUGAAAGGAACUUUGAUGUAACGCCGCCUCCUCGUCAACCGGUGGUUGCAUGGAUGCUGACCUUUGACCCCAGCCAAGCACUGCAAGCUCUCCUGACUGAACUCUUCCCGUAGUUUGAUUUCCUUGUCUUUGUUGGACAAAAGUGCUUAAAAUGAUUUUAUUUUCUCAAUUUGUAAACUGAUGUAUAUUUUAAAAUUAAAAACGUAAACACCU